Ricinus communis (castor bean) is the source of this 1148-nucleotide messenger RNA. RefSeq names its product ribosomal RNA-processing protein 8. The record is from RefSeq and is a predicted model, not a curated record. Bases 106 to 831 code for a protein of 241 amino acids. Gene Ontology annotation, molecular function: methyltransferase activity. NCBI's taxonomy places the organism in Eukaryota, Viridiplantae, Streptophyta, Magnoliopsida, Malpighiales, Euphorbiaceae. Gene Ontology annotation, cellular component: nucleolus. The transcript has 9 exons.
GAUUUCACCUGUUCCUCGUACGUUCCUCUGCAAGCUGCAAUCAAACUCAGAAGCUGAAAAUUUAAGAAGGGGUUUUAGGGUUCUAGUGGAAAUCAAGUAAAAGCUAUGAAGGAAAAGACAAACAGAAAGCGGAAGAGAGCCAAUCAUAGCAAAUCACAAAAUCAAUUUAACAGUGAAGCUGAACCCACAAAUUCUGCUUCUUCAAAGCGCCCAAAGUCAUCAUCAUCUUUCCUCGAAAAGAUGCGAGCAAGGUUAUCAGGGGGGCACUUCCGGAUGCUUAAUGAAAAGCUUUAUACUUGCACCGGAGACGAGGCACUUAACUAUUUCAAGGAUGACCCAUCUUUGUUUGACAUGUAUCAUGCAGGCUAUCAAGAACAAAUGUCACACUGGCCGGAGCAACCAGUAAACAUAAUCAUAAAUUGGCUAAAAAAUCGCAAUUCUUCUCUAGUAGUGGCGGAUUUUGGCUGUGGUGAUGCACGCCUUGCAAAAAAUGUGAAGAAUAAAGUUUACUCAUUUGAUCUUGUAUCCAGCGAUCCUUCAGUAAUUGCUUGUGACAUGUCAAAGACACCCCUUGAUGCUUCAUCUGUUGAUGUUGCUGUCUUCUGUCUUUCAUUGAUGGGCACUAACUUUCCAAGAUACCUUCAGGAAGCACACAGAGUUCUUAAGCCGAGCGGUUGGCUGUUGAUAGCAGAGGUGAAGAGUAGAUUUGAUCCAAGCACUGGAGGAGCAGACGCAAAUGAGUUCUCAAAAGCCGUAACUGAUCUUGGAUUUGCCUCAAUGCUCAAGGAUUUCUCGAAUAAAAUGUUUAUACUAUUAUACUUCCAAAAGUAGAAGAAGCAAGGUUCAAAGAAAAAGGAAAUCGAAUGGCCCGAGUUGAAACCUUGUCUGUAUAAGCGGCGCUGAGAUCAAAGGGGAAUGCUCUUGUUCUGAUGUCACAAGACAAUCCGAAGAUCCUUGGUUCUACAUACGUUUAGUAUUCUAUUUAUUCCUUUGGCCCCUGAUGUACUUGUUAUCAGAUAAUUCAGUUCUUUUAUAAUUUAGGCAGUCUCGUGGUACCUUACACCAUGUGAUGAUUUGAAAAAUAAUUUAUGUAUUUGUGAUUUUCCAUUAUAAGUUGAUCAUAAGACGACUGUAUAUAUUCAUUGCCA